Molecule: messenger RNA, 2161 nt
Organism: Terrapene triunguis (Three-toed box turtle)
Lineage: Eukaryota; Metazoa; Chordata; Testudines; Emydidae
Gene: CBARP
Product: CACN subunit beta associated regulatory protein
Exons: 7
Coding region: 22-2076 (684 amino acids)
Biological process (GO): negative regulation of voltage-gated calcium channel activity; negative regulation of calcium ion-dependent exocytosis
Cellular component (GO): secretory granule; plasma membrane
Molecular function (GO): transmembrane transporter binding
Source: RefSeq, a predicted model, not a curated record
ACUUUCCAGCUGGGACAGACCAUGAGCAAUGACUUGACUGCCUGGGACAACACGACAGAGAGCACAACGACAGUGCCCGGCGAGGUGAACACGCAAGAUGGGUAUGUGCUGCUCCUCGUGCUGCUCUCCAUCUUCAUCGGAGGGACCCUGGUCCUGCUGUCCGGGAUCCUGAUUAUCUGCCGCCGGUGCUGCCAGACGGACCGCAGGCACUCCAGUGCCCGUGGCAGGUACACGCUGACCGAGGGGGAUUUCCACCAUCUCAAGAACGCCCGGCUGACCCACCUCCACGUCCCGCCGCCCGCCCUCAGAAUCGUCACCAUCCACGAGUGUGAGUCGAGCGAGAACAGCCUGGCCAUGUCGCCCCGCCUGCCCCCGCCCAAGCCCGGCCUCGCCAUCUUCCAGCCCCCAGGGGGCACCCUGCCCCAGACAGCCCUGACCGCCCACGCCAUGUGCCCCAGUUCUGCCCUGCCUGGCGACACCUACAACUCCACCGUGGACACCAGCUUUGCUGAAGCCAGCCCAUCCAUCUCCUCCUCCUCUGGGGAGAGCCCUUCGUUUGAAGGGGCCGCCAGGAGUGCAAAAGGCACCGGAGCGGGCGGCGUCGGACUCGGGGAGCCCCCACCACCCCCUGCCCAGGGCACCGUGCUGCAGUUCUUCACCCGCCUGCGGCGUCACGCCAGCCUCGAGGGCGCCAGCCCCUACUUCAAGAUCAAGAAGUGGAAGAUUGAGAGCAACCAGCGGGCGUCCAGCCUGGACACCAGAGGCUCACCCAAGCGGCGUCAGUUCCAGAGGCAGCGGGCGGCGAGCGAGAGCAUGGAGCAGGAGGACAGAGACGCCCAUCAGACGGGCAUCAUCCAGUACAUUGCCCGGACAGAUGACAUAGCCUUCCGCCCCAUGGCUGGGCCCUUCCUGCCAUCCCCCUCCAGCCCCCCACCCUCUCUCGGCAGGUUAGAGCCAGCAGAGGCGGGCGGGGGCAGCGUCCCCGAGGCGCCCAGCACGGAGCAGCAGACCAUCUACCACGACAUCUGGAGCCUGCGGGCCUCCCUGGAGCUGUAUGCCUCGUCCGAGCAGAGCAACGACCGGGACUCCGUGCGCAGCGAUGGGGGCGACAGCGUCUGCUCGGCCGGGGGCGGCAUCCCCGGCUUCCCCUCUUCCCUGGAGGAAGCCGAGGGCCUGGACGAGCGGCCGUGGGCCCGGCCCAGGCAGGAGAGCGCGGAAGCAGAGCCGGGCACACGCAAGCUGCUGCAGAUGGACAGCGGCUACGCCUCCAUCGAGGCGCCGAGCCGGGCGGGUGAGGACGGGCGCCCCAAGGACCAGACGGCCUCAGAGAAGCGCAUCUGCUUCACCAGCGCUGGGCGCAAGGGCACCAUCUUCGAGAGCUUCGAGGGGCACGAGCCUGAGGAAGAGGAGGAGGAAGAGGGGGCGGUGGGGGGGCCGCUGCCCCACAGCCCCCUGGCCUGGUCCCCCUAUGGGCAGAUGUUCCCAGCCCGGGACGCGCUGCCCCGGCGGGACUACAGCAUCGACGAGAAGACGGACGCCCUCUUCAACGCCUUCGUCCGUCACGACCCGCAGUUCGACGACUCGCCCCUGCGUGCCAAGCACCGCUCCCGCACUCACCUGCGCAAGCAGUGGCAGCGCUCCAAACAGUACAGCGACCCCGGCGUGCGCUACCCACCCGCCCUGGAGCGCCACCGGACCCCGCUGCGCCGGGGAGACAGCCUCAACUACCCACCGGACAGCCGCUACCACGGCACCCUGCCCCGCAUCGUCCGCGCCGAGGAGGCGGGCGAGGCCGGGGACGGCUCCGCCGUGGCGGACGCCGACGCCAAGAUCCAGGUGAUAGAGGAGGAACCGUCCGAACUGGCUGGAGACCCCAAGCUGGCUUCCGAUCCCUACGACGAAGACUGCCCUGGCAAUGGCCAUGGCCCGGGCUGCGGCCCCCAGCCCCUAGGGGCUGAGCUGAUGGACAAGAUCAUGGGGGGCCUCGAGGACAGGCUGUACGGGCACUUGAGAAAAUCGAGAGAGAGUCCGGAGUGUCUGGUGGCCGUGGCCUCUCCCGACCACAGCCCCGUCUAAGGGGCGGGGGAGCGGACCGAGCUCACUCAUCCACUGAGUCAGGCUUCAGGGCUUCAACCCCUUCCACAGCUGGCACUGCCACCAC